AUGAUGAAUGGGCAGCAAGCGAACUGGAGAAGGGGUGGAGCAAUCCCUGAAAAUACUAAUAUGCUCAAUGCUGCAAUCAAGCUAUGGGACAGAUUUAUGGAAUUGAAAUAUAAAGAUAUCGGUGCUGGAGAUUUGGCAGGCGACAACUCCCUUGUCCUUCUAACCGGGUUUUGUACCCAGUUGGGAGAGAAUCCACCGUUGAAGGCAAACAACCAGCCUUAUGCUCUUUCAGCUUUGACCAAGUAUGUACGAACCCUUAUUCUUGAUCUCAAAAGGACAUUUGAGAAUCACGAAGUCAUAAGAAAUGGCCCAGAGCUGUUCACUAACGAGGAUGUCACUCAGAUGAUCAAAAUGCUGGAAGGAGAUCUUGAUCAAACUCUGGUGAUUGGUAGCAGAGAAUUGGAUGUAUUCAAAGAAUCAUUCCUAUUCCUAGACAGCACAGCGAAAGAACCAGAACCCUACCUUCCAAUGAUUUUCCAAACAACGAUUUGA
Seminavis robusta is the source of this 492-nucleotide messenger RNA. Lineage: Eukaryota; Bacillariophyta; Bacillariophyceae; Naviculales; Naviculaceae. The record is from the annotation of a GenBank genome assembly.